AUGGAACAAAGGGUUGCGGCGCAACUGGCUGCGGAGCGGGACCGGGUCCAGCGGGAAGCAGGAGAACGAGCGAGCGAGGCGCACAGGGCAGAAACCGCACGUCUGCAGCAGAUAGCGGAACACAUGGAUCGACGGGCCCGAGAGGCAGAAGAGAAGGCUGCAUCCCACGCGGCCGAGCUGGUGCGGGUGCAAAAGGAAGCGGAUGAAAGAGCCGCCCAAGCUGCCGAACAGGUCCGCGCACAGUGGGACGCCGAACGAGCGGCUCAACAGGCUCACCGGCAUGAGGAAACGGAAGCGAUGGCCCGUCGUGCGAGAGAGGCCGAGGAUCGAGUGGCCGCACAGGCGGCCGAGCUGGAGCUGCUACGGAAAGAGGCCACCGAGGGAGCGGUCCAGGGUGCCGGGGGAAGCGCGAUGGCUCUCGCUCAGUUGCAGAAUGAGACCCUUGAGGGACCGGCCGAGCCGGCUCCCGAAAAUAUUCCAUUGCCUCUCGACGACGACACUACGAUGGCCGGGCUGGCUCCCGAAAAUGUUCCACUGCCUCCCGACGACACUCCGAUGGCUCCCGAAAAUGUUCCACUGCCUCCCGGCGACGACACUCCGAUGGCCGAGCCUGCCAGGCGUGUCACCCAGCUUGAUGUGUCAGGCUUGAUGGCAAGAUGGCGGGAACGAGCGGCGCUGCUGGACACCGAUGACGCGCCGUUGCCUCGUAAUACUCAUACACCCGUCAAGCGGCGGCGAGCUAAACUCGCCGGAAUCAGAAAAUCUCGGAUGCAGUACAAGCAGGGGCGACGAGCCGUCAAUCGAACUGCUAACCAUAUCUCAGCGAUCAAUGACCAGUCGCAACAGAACGCCGACAACCGCGGUUCUGUCCCUCGCUUGCAGAUAGACGAGUCAUGCGGAGCAGAUGUCCCAGCACCACCGAGCCAUCCGCAGGGCGUGCAGUCAGAAACAAAUCAGGCGCGAGCCACAGAUGCCCCUGCUGCCGGAGAUGACGCGGAGGUCGAGAGAGCAAUUGCUGACAAUCUCGAUGAGAUGCUGGAGGGUGACGCGGAACAGAGAGCCGCAGGCGAGCAUGACGUGCAAGAACGCACCCGGUGGGAGAGAGAACAACGCGCCCUGCUGGAGAUAGAACACGGUGCCUUGGUUGAGAACACACGCAUCGAAUCAGAAAAGCGGGUGGCGCAGGAGCGAGCCCUGGCUCUCGCUCAACUGCAAAGCCAGGUGGCCGACGAAACCACUGACAGUGCGCAACGUGAAUCCAACACCGCUACCGCUACGCUUUCCCGGCCCAUCACCCGCUUCGACGCGCGGAGCGUGAUCACAGGAUGGCGCCAGCGAGGAAGUGUGCUGGGCAAUGAUGAAGCGCGACCGCCCCGGGACACUCACAAGAAAACUCCCACUGGACACCAGCGAGUGAAUCCAGCUGGAAUUAAAAAAUCUCGGACGGCAAAGCAAGCUGCCAACCGGGCCGGCGGCCAUAUUGCAGCGAUGCAUACCCGGCUGGGAUGGCACCCCGAGGACCCGAGUUCAACCCCAGUGCCACAAAUAAGGGAGCCGUCAUCGGCGACGAAUAUGCCGGCAACACAGGCGGCAGUGCCAAAUCAACUGGAAUGGAAAUGUCGAAGAUGA
Molecule: messenger RNA, 1629 nt
Organism: Histoplasma mississippiense
Lineage: Eukaryota; Fungi; Ascomycota; Eurotiomycetes; Onygenales; Ajellomycetaceae
Exons: 1
Coding region: 1-1629 (542 amino acids)
Source: RefSeq, a predicted model, not a curated record